Messenger RNA from Alternaria atra, 1644 nucleotides. RefSeq lists its product as uncharacterized. The transcript is spliced from 2 exons. Bases 1 to 1644 code for a protein of 547 amino acids. NCBI's taxonomy places the organism in Eukaryota, Fungi, Ascomycota, Dothideomycetes, Pleosporales, Pleosporaceae. Gene Ontology annotation, molecular function: heme binding; iron ion binding; oxidoreductase activity, acting on paired donors, with incorporation or reduction of molecular oxygen. The record is from RefSeq and is a predicted model, not a curated record.
AUGAUCUCCACUAUCCUCCCACUACUAUCGUCACAGUUUGCGGAUCAUCCAGCUCGCUCUCUAUUCUUCUUGUUAGUACUCAUUCCCAUAUCAUAUAUUGUCGGAAACGAAUACGUCCGAUACUCGCGGCGAAUCAAAGGCUUUCCUGGACCGACAAACUGGCCCUUGGUGGGCAACAUCCCAGACAUCAAGGUCAAUGCAGCGGAGAAGUAUCGUGAAUGGAGCAAGACCUUUGGUGCCGUAUACCAGAUUCAGCUCGGAAAUGAACCGGUAAUCGUAGUCAACAGCGCGGAAGCUGCAAGAAAAAUCUUCGGUGGAAACAGCCAGGCGCUGAGUUCAAGACCCGUGUUUUGGACCUUCCAUAAGGUGCUUUCGAACACGGCCGGCACGACGAUUGGGACUUCGCCGUUCAAUGAUUCGCUCAAGCGCAGAAGGAAGGGUGCUGCUUCAGCACUCAAUAAGCCUUCGAUUGCGACGUACAUUGACCACCUCGAUCUUGAAACGAAGGAAUUUGUAAAAGAUGGGUUUGAGUCUGGUCAAGCUGGUGCCAUUGGUGUCAACCCAAUGCCCAUGAUUGAACGUCUUUCUCUUUCGCUCGCCCUUACCCUCAACUGGGGUACACGUAUGAGUAGUCGCCAUGACCCGAUGUUUCACGAGAUUUGCGAGGUCGAAGCCGCCAUUUCGAAAUUCCGUAGUACAACUGGAAACUUGCAGGACUACAUCCCAAUCCUGAGACUUAACCCGUUCAGCUUUGGCACCAAGUCUGCGAAAGAGCACAGAAAUCGACGAGAUGUGUACCUGACGAAGCUGAAUCGCGAGUUGGACGAACGAAUGGAGAAGGGCACCCACAAGACAUGCAUCCAGGCAAACAUUAUCCAGGACAAGGAAGCCGCGUUGAACAAGGAGGAGUUGACGUCCAUCAGUCUGACGAUGUUGUCAGGUGGUCUAGACACCAUCACUACCCUCGUGCAAUGGAGUGUUGCAUUACUGGCUCAAAGGCCGGAUAUCCAGGAAAAGGCCAUCAAGGAGAUCCGGAAGUUCUACUCGGAGGACGAACCGCUGGCUGAUGCCUAUGAUGACCAGAAGUGUGGGUAUAUUGUCGCACUGGUCAGAGAGUGCUUGCGGUACUAUACCGUACUACGUCUGGCGCUUCCACGUGCGACAGUCAAGGAUGUUAUUUAUGAGGGCAAGCUCAUUCCCGCUGGUAGUACGGUGUAUCUAAACGCAUGGGCGUGUAAUAUGGGUAAGCCGCUCUCAGCUAUGUUUGCUUGCAUGGAAGACAGCGAUGCUGACUACUCGAUAGACCCCGAAGUUUGGAGCGAUCCAGACGAGUUCCGUCCAGAGCGUUGGCUGGAGCAGCCCGACGCUCCGCUGCACACAUACGGCUUGGGCUACAGGAUGUGUGCAGGCUCAUUGUUGGCUAACCGCGAGCUGUAUCUCGUCUUCCUACGGACGCUGAACAGCUUUGAGCUAGUGCAGAAGUCAGAGGUGGACGUGCAUCCUGUCCGGGGCAGCUCAGACCCGACUAGUUUGGUGACGAUGUGCCGGCCUUAUGAGAUUCUCUUCAAACCGCGAAACGAGCAAAUACUUCGUGAGGCUCUUAAAGCGGCAGAUGAGCGAUUGGCUGAGUUUGAGAAGGCGUAA